AUGGAUUUUGAAGUUUUUGACAUAUCUAAAAUUGCCGCUAUCAACAAAAUUUCACCAGUUAUUUCACCCUUGAAUAACAACAAUAAUAAUAACAUAAAAGUUGAUAAUAUCUCUAAAAACUCUUCUUCAUCUAAAAAUAGGUCAAAACUUUUGGACACUAAUGAAUAUUUUGAAGAUAAUGAUAUGAAAGAAGAUUUGAAAGAUUUUACUGUUAUUACCAAAGCUACCCCCUUUGCAAUUGCUAAUAGUAUCAAGUUUACUUCAAAGAAAAGAAUAACAGCAAAAUCAUCCUUGCUAUCAACAAUAUUUUCGCUCAAAAUAAUGACUUUAAAGGAAUAUUUGUCUGUCGCAUAA
Messenger RNA from Funneliformis geosporum, 354 nucleotides. Lineage: Eukaryota; Fungi; Glomeromycota; Glomeromycetes; Glomerales; Glomeraceae. The record is from the annotation of a GenBank genome assembly.